UUGCCCGGAAUUGGCGACCAUAGUCAACAAAAUCGUCACGACUCAGUUAAGAAAUUAAAUCGUCUUGCCGAUCCAAGAGUGAUUAAAACCCAUUUGCCGUUCUCUUUGCUACCGAGACGAACUAGAGAAGGUGGUGACAUUCCUAAGAUAAUUUAUAUCAUGAGAAAUCCAAAAGAUGUCUUCAUUUCGUACUAUCACUACAGUCGCGCUGCACUAGGGUGGCGCGCGAGCAAAGAAGAGCUCGCGAAAGUAUUCAUGGGAGGCCCGAUAUUUUACGGGCCGUACUGGAAGAGCGUGUUGGGAUAUUGGAAUUUAAGGCACUCGCCGAACGUUCUAAUCUUAAAAUACGAAGAGAUGAUAAAGGAUCUUCGGGCUGUGAUUCGGAGAACGUGCGAGUUUUUGGAAAUGGAGCCACUCACGCACGAGCAAAUGGAGAAGCUGUGUAGGCAUCUCAGUUUCAACAGCAUGAAAGAUAAUGGUGCGGUCAACCGUGCGGAGACGUUGAGCGCCAGGAAGAGUAUUGCAGUGAAUCCAGCUCUUUUUAUGAGAUGCGGAAAGAUUGGGCAGUGUAGGUGGGAAAUGAGUCCGCAGAUGAUAGCCGAGUUUGAUGAAUGGAUUAAAAGGAGCAUUGAGGGUACAGAUUUAAGUGAAAAAUACGCUUGCUCUGGCAAAGACGAUUGA
Molecule: messenger RNA, 681 nt
Organism: Photinus pyralis (common eastern firefly)
Lineage: Eukaryota; Metazoa; Arthropoda; Insecta; Coleoptera; Lampyridae
Product: sulfotransferase family cytosolic 1B member 1-like
Exons: 3
Biological process (GO): sulfation
Cellular component (GO): cytoplasm
Molecular function (GO): sulfotransferase activity
Source: RefSeq, a predicted model, not a curated record